Molecule: messenger RNA, 1194 nt
Organism: Phlebotomus argentipes
Lineage: Eukaryota; Metazoa; Arthropoda; Insecta; Diptera; Psychodidae
Gene: Atg3
Product: ubiquitin-like-conjugating enzyme ATG3
Exons: 4
Coding region: 148-1098 (316 amino acids)
Biological process (GO): nucleophagy; autophagy of mitochondrion; autophagosome assembly
Cellular component (GO): cytoplasmic ubiquitin ligase complex; cytosol
Molecular function (GO): Atg8-family ligase activity
Source: RefSeq, a predicted model, not a curated record
AAGAAAAGGGAGCUGUCAAUGGGAAAAACAUUGUGGCUUUGUGUUUUACAGUGCUGAUAAAAUUGGGCUUGUUGCGUAGAAAUUCCCUCAUCCAGUUCUCGUGUGACCACUCAAAGUGGCCCAGUGAAGUCUGUAGUACCAAUUAGCAUGCAGAGUGUAAUAAAUUCGGUGAAGGGAACGGCGUUGGGAGUGGCUGAAUACUUGACGCCAAUCCUCAAGGAGUCAAAGUUCCGCGAGACUGGCGUACUGACGCCAGAGGAAUUCGUGGCAGCUGGUGAUCAUCUGGUGCAUCACUGCCCCACUUGGCAGUGGGCGAUGGGCGAUGAGGGAAAAGUGAAGCCUUACUUGCCGCGCGACAAGCAGUUCCUCAUCACGCGCAACGUACCGUGUUAUCGGCGUUGCAAGCAGAUCGAAUACGUGGGAGAGGAGACGAUGGUGGAGGAGGAUGACCAGGAAGGUGGUUGGGUGGAGACACAUCACUAUGAUGAGUCCAGCGCUGCCGGCGUAGAGGAGAAGGUGUCUGAGAUGACUCUGGACGGGAAAGCUGAAGCCAUGGAGGACGCGGAAAAUACUCAGGAUGACGACGAGGAUGAUGAGGAGGCGGGCGAUAUGGAAGAGUUUGAGGAGAGUGGGAUGCUGGAGCGCGUAGAUCCAGCCACGGCGACAAAGGCGCGGAAAGCCGAGCUGCCAAAAACGUCGACAUCCGCCGAGGUGGACGGAGACUCCGUGGUACACACAAGAACCUACGAUCUGCACAUCUCCUACGACAAAUACUACCAGACGCCGAGACUCUGGGUCGUCGGCUACGACGAGAACCGCAAGUCGCUGACCAUGGAGCAGAUGUACGAGGACGUGAGCCAGGAUCACGCCAAGAAGACCGUCACGAUGGAGUCACACCCGCACUUGCCGGGUCCCAACAUGGCCUCUGUGCAUCCCUGCAAGCAUGCUGAUAUUAUGAAGAAAAUCAUCCAGACCGUGGAGGAUGGCGGCGGCGAGUUGGGCGUGCACAUGUAUUUGAUAAUCUUCCUGAAAUUCGUGCAGACCGUGAUUCCCACCAUCGAGUACGAUUUCACGCAAAACUUCAGCAUGAAGAAUUAAACCACCACGCUUUGAAUUCUCAAAAGCUUAUAAGAUUGCAAAAAAGUUGUCAUUAAAGUGGGCUCUGAAAGAGCAUAAAGUGCAACACAAAAGGCG